AAAUUCGUACACACAACGACGAGUAGUGACUCGAGAGAGCCGCGGGUCCAGUAUAAUACGCGUAUACAUACGUUCGUACAGACCGAAAGGGAAAAAGUCAGUUUCUGUGUUUCUGUUUUCGUCGUUAAAUACACCGAUACACGCGUCUGGAUAAACACACGCACACACCGAUACUCGUGUAUAUAAGGGUUUUUCGCAACGCGAGAAAUGCCGAUAAGGAACUCGGCGUGAAAAGUACACACACGACAGUUGGUGGUGCUGCGAUUAUUAAUAUUAUACAGGCGGCGACGAUUUCUCACGGACGAGUCCGAGUGUAAGAAACAAAAGCCUGCGCUUAUAAACGCGGCAACGUCGAGUGUCGAGCAAAACCGCCCCUUACAAAACAGUGUUUUUUCCAGGCCCAAAUUUUAUUGUUUUAAAAAAAAUCUUGGUCCGACGACGACUGUGCGAACGCACAGCGCGAGGACUAGCAGCGAGAAGAAAGAGAGGAGAGUGGGAGGCAACGGCAAAAUAGUAGUAGUCGUCUCGUUUUUCUGCCGGCGCGUUCGCGUUGCUGCAUGCUGUGUGCUGUGCCGUGCUCUCUGCUGCAGGCACCUUAUACAAUACGGAAAGUAACAAAAAAAAAUCAGCAAUCAUGACAAGUGUGUCGUAUCAAAUAGCCAAUCUUCUCGAGAAGAUGACAUCCAAUGACAAAGACUUCAGAUUUAUGGCUACCAAUGAUCUGAUGACUGAAUUGCAAAAAGACAACAUCAAAUUGGACGAUGAUUCAGAGCGUAAAGUUGUCAAAAUGCUUCUCAAAUUGUUAGAAGACAAAAAUGGAGAAGUGCAAAAUCUAGCCGUUAAAUGUUUAGGACCGUUAGUCAACAAGGUCAAGGAAUACCAAGUAGAAACGAUAGUUGAUUCUUUAUGUUCAAACAUGGUGUCUGACAAAGAGCAGCUCAGAGACAUUUCAAGUAUUGGAAUGAAAACUGUAAUUGCUGAGUUACCCCAAGGCUCUGGCAUUCUCGCAGGAAAUGUUUGUCGUAGAAUUGUAGGCAAAUUGAGUAUUGCCAUUGAAAAAGGUGAAGAUGUGCCAGUGCAAUUGGAAGCUCUUGAAAUCAUAGCAGAUAUGUUGCAACGUUUUGGAUCGGUUUUAAUUGUAUAUCAUCCGGUCAUACAAGCAUCCUUACUUCCUAAUCUAUCUUCACCACGUCAAGCUGUUCGUAAAAGAACUACCACAGCUCUUAGCUUCCUUAUGAUGUCCAGUAACAAUGUAAUUUACAAUCAAAUCAUUGAUUUCUUGCUCGAAGGGUUGUCUGGUAAUUCCCCAAAUAAUGUUAUUCGCACCUACGUCCAGUGUAUUGCUGCAAUUUGUCGUCAAGCUGGUCAUCGGUUUGGAGAACAUAUUGAACGUGUUAUUCCAUAUGUUUUAAAAUACAGUAAAGAAAAUGACGACGAUGAAUUACGCGAAUAUUGCUUUCAAGCUUUUGAAGCAUUUAUAUAUAGAUGCCCAAAAGAAAUCACACCUCAUAUUAAAAAAAUUGUGGUCAUGGGCUUGUCUUACAUCAUGUAUGAUCCUAACUACAAUUAUGAUGAUGAAGAUGAGGCAUCGGAUGGUGAAUGUGCCGAUAUGGAAGUAGAAGAAGAUGGUGAAGAAGACGGCGAGGAUGAAUACUCAGACGACGACGAUAUGAGCUGGAAAGUACGUCGUGCAGCAACCAAAUGCCUCGAAGCUGUUAUUUCCAGUAGACGCGAAUUGCUGUCUCAUAUUUAUCAACAAAUCUCGCCAGCUCUCAUUAAGCGCUUUAAAGAACGCGAAGAAAAUGUUAAAUCUGACAUCUUCCAUGCUUACAUAACACUUUUACGACAAACUAAGCCCACUACAACCGUAGUUUUGAACUCUGAUGCAAUGGAAGACGGAGAAGCACCUAUUGUUCUUCUUCAACAACAAGUUCCUAGCAUUGUCAAAGCUGUACAUCAUCAGAUGAAAGAAAAAUCUAUUAAGACGCGCCAAGACUGCCUUCUUCUACUCAAAGAACUUGUGCUCGUUUUACCAAAUGCUCUAGCUAAUCACAUUCAGACUCUUAUUCCGGGAAUUCAAUAUUCCCUUGGCGAUAAGAAUUCCUCCACCAACAUGAAGAUCGACACUCUUUCUUUCUUGCAUACCUUAUUGUCGACUCACAGACCAGAGGUGUUUUAUCCGUACAUGCUCAUGAUUGCUCCGCCCGUAAUUGCCGCAGUUGGUGAUCCGUUUUACAAAAUCACAGCCGAAGCUCUGUUGGUAGUACAGCAGCUGGUUAAAGUGAUCAGACCGUUUGAUCAACCAUCAACAUUCGAUUACGCGUCUCUCGCACCUCAACUGUUCGAUGCAACGCUAUCUAGACUGCGAACUGCUGACAUUGAUCAAGAAGUGAAAGAACGUGCGAUCGCUAGUAUGGGACAAAUUGUAGCUCAUUUGGGUGAUGUGCUCCAAAGUUCAUUACCCAUCUGUUUACCGAUUUUCCUCGACAGACUUCGAAAUGAAAUAACUCGCCUAACCACUGUGAAGGCGUUGACGUGCAUAGCCAGUUCUCCGUUGAAAAUUAAUUUGACACAAAUUCUGCCAGAAGCUAUCUCGGUCAUAGGUUCAUUCUUACGCAAAAAUCAACGCGCUUUGAAGUUAAGCUCGCUCAUUCUUUUGGACACAAUUGAGCGUAAUUACAGCGAUGUAAUAAAUCCCCAACUACUCGAUUAUGUAACACUCGAAUUGCCACCAUUGUUGAGUGAAACUGAUCUUCACAUCGCUCAAUUGACACUGACCUUGCUUACGACUAUUGCUAGAUUGCAUCCAUCGGCUUUGGUUAACAUCAAUGAUAACAUUUUACCAGAAAUCUUUGUACUCGUGAGAUCACCAUUGCUGCAGGGUGGUGCAUUAACUGCAAUGCUCGAGUUUUUCCAAGCUUUGGUACAAGCUGGCAUACCGGGAUUGAAUUUCCGGGAGUUGCUAAAUAUGGUAGUGGCGCCUGUUACUGGAAAAUCGAAAAAGCCUCAACCUCAACUCCACAAGCAAGCUUAUCAUUCUUUGGCCAAGUGUACUGCUGCUUUAGCUGUCACCUGUACUCAGGAGUGCCGAGGUGUGGUUGAAGAAUUUGUAAAGGAUUUACAACUUCAAAAACACGACUCUAGGCACAUUUUCGCAUUAUUAGUCAUCGGAGAAAUCGGUCGACACGUAGAUUUGAGCUCUUUAGAAGAGUUAAAACUCAUCAUUUUGGAUUCAUUCUGCUCUACUACAGAAGAAAUCAAGUCAGCAGCUAGCUACACUCUUGGAAAUAUUGCUGUGGGCAAUCUACCGGCGUAUCUUCCGUUCAUACUCACACAAAUAGAAUGUCAGCCUAAACGUCAAUAUCUCCUUCUUCACUCAUUGAAAGAAAUUAUCACAUGCCAAUCCGCAAGUCCUGCUGGCGUUGAGCUUUUACUUCGUUUUGUACCUACAAUCUGGGUUUUGCUUGUAAAACAUUGCGAAUGCGUUGAAGAAGGCACGCGUAACGUCGUAGCAGAAUGUCUUGGUAAACUGACUCUUAUCGAUCCGGUCAAGUUACUACCAGAUCUUCGACAAUUACUCCUUUCGAAAUCUGCUCUGAUGCGAACGACAGUUGUUACUGCUAUCAAAUUCACCAUUUCCGAUCAGCCACAACCCAUUGAUCUACUGCUUAAACAAAACUUAUCGGUAUUCUUGGAAGCUUUAGAGGAUGAUGACUUAAAUGUGCGUAGAGUGGCACUCGUUGCAUUUAACUCAGCAGCACAUAAUAAACCAAUACUGGUCAGAGAUUUAUUGGACACGGUGUUGCCGCAUCUUUACACUGAGACUAAAGUCAAACCAGAGCUGAUCCGAGAAGUAGAAAUGGGCCCGUUCAAACACACAGUCGACGAUGGUCUGGAUUUGCGAAAAGCAGCUUUCGAAUGUAUGUACACAUUACUCGACUCUUGUUUGGACCGCUUGGAUAUUUUUGAAUUCCUCAAUCACGUCGAGAGUGGUCUCCGCGAUCAUUACGACAUCAAAAUGCUCACCUAUUUAAUGGUUGCGAGACUCGCACAUUUAUGCCCUGCUGCCGUUCUUCAACGACUCGACAGACUGGUUGAACCUCUGAAAAACACGUGUACUAUGAAAGUCAAACAGAAUUCUGUUAAACAAGAGUACGAAAAACAAGACGAGCUUAAACGAUCUGCUUUGCGAGCCGUUGCUGCACUCAGUGGAAUUCCAGAUAGUGAUAAAAAUCCAACCUUGACAGAUUUCAUUACCAGCAUCAAAUUGUCACAAGAUCUUCAACCUCUAUAUGAACUUAUUCAAAAAGACUGUACAGGUAACAUCAACGACCCUAACAUGAUGGAUCAAAGUUAAAAAGUAAAACUAGUUGCAUUUAAAAAAUAGGCGCUCCUUAAAAGAGCGUACGAUAUUUUGUAAACAAAACACACUUGAAGAUAAUGCCAAUUAACCACGUUCAGCGUAUCGGAAUGCGAAUACCGAAAAGAAAAUUUUACGAUUAACGUGUGAGAAAAGUAGAUGUUAUAGUUGAAAAAGAUAAAAAAAAAUGCAAAAACCAAGAAAGGCAUUAUAAAAAAAUAAGCAUUAAAAAAAAACAUUGUAUCACCCUACUCCUGUUUCUACAUUUUUUAAAUAUUAAUAAAUUUGUAAUCCAAAAAUCGUGCUAGAAAAGAGUAUGAAGAUGUUGAUAAGCGAUGAUACGAUGCGAGCUCUAAAAAAUUAUUAAUUAAAUGUAAUACGUAACGAAUAAGUUUCUAAUUAUUAUUAUUAUUUUUUUUUCAUAAAAAGAUUGAAAGGGAAAGGUUUUAAGUGCAAAAUAAUUGAAAUGAUAUUCAAAUUUUACAAGGUAUAAAAAAACAAAAAAAUAUAGCUGAUGAGAUCGCAGCACAAUGUAAGCAUGCAACUUUUUUAAGUGAAUGUGAUUGAAAUUGAAAACAAACAAAAAAAAACCCUGUAUAAACUUGAGGAAUGAAAGGAUAAGAUAAUAAAUUUACCGGACGUUUAAAUAUUUUAAA
Molecule: messenger RNA, 5016 nt
Organism: Trichogramma pretiosum
Lineage: Eukaryota; Metazoa; Arthropoda; Insecta; Hymenoptera; Trichogrammatidae
Gene: Cand1
Product: cullin-associated NEDD8-dissociated protein 1
Exons: 16
Coding region: 635-4357 (1240 amino acids)
Biological process (GO): SCF complex assembly; protein ubiquitination
Cellular component (GO): nucleus
Source: RefSeq, a predicted model, not a curated record